UGAUCAAGUGAGUAGUUCACCAUCUCUUCCGCGAGCGCAUCCUUGCUUGCCCUCGUGCGUGGCUGCGAUGCCGUGAUUACCGGAGUCCCGCGCGCUCGCUCUGUUGUGACAGUGGUGAUAUUGUUUAUGGAGGUUGGUGUCAGGGCUAAUUAGCAAUUGAUAUGGAAAAUGGUUUAGAGCUACGUCUCUGACGUCAGCGUCGAUUAGCGUUUCUUAUUGGUCCCCAAACUGCAUGCUCCCAGGCCGUGGAUUCCUCGCGGAAGGGAAAGGAGGUGGGAGGCCUUGUGUUGACAAAGUGGGGGGAAAAUCUUCUGCGCUCACGCGCCUCUCCUUCAUUCCGAGCGCGGCAUGUCCACGUCCUGUCCGCUGCUCGUGCCGCUGCUGCCGCACGCGCUCUGAGUUCACGACGGCCGAGCCGAGCCGAGCCGAGCGCCCCACUGUCCUCCAGCCGCCGCUGGUGGAAAAUGAUGGACAGCCGGAUACUCGAGCACUCCCACGCGCCUUUUGGGGGCUCCCUGGGCGGCAUGGUCGGGAUGGGGUUCUCCUACCACUUGGGUCAUCACCACCACGUUUACGACCUGGCCGGGCACCAGCUACCCUCGGGCGCCGCCGUUCCCUUCUCCAUAGACGGAUUACUGAACGGCUCCUGCUCGGCGUCUGUGAACAACACAAACCCGCUCUUAUCGUCCGGCUGCGGCGGUUUAAACGGAGACAAUCAUCACUACAAGCUCUCAGACUCAGGAGACCCGGAGAAGGACAGUCCGGGCUGCAAGCGGAGACGCACGCGCACUAACUUCACCGGCUGGCAACUCGAGGAGCUGGAGAAGGCCUUUACGGAGAGCCACUACCCCGAUGUGUUCAUGCGCGAGGCCCUGGCGCUGCGCCUCGACCUCGUAGAGUCGCGAGUCCAGGUGUGGUUCCAGAACCGCCGGGCGAAGUGGCGUAAGAAGGAGAACACGAAGAAGGGUCCGGGCCGCCCGGCGCACAACGCCCACCCGACCAGCUGCAGCGGCGAGCCCAUGGACCCCGAGGAGAUCGCCCGGCGCGAGCUGGAGCGUCUGGAGAAGCGGCGGCGCAAGCAGGAACGCAAGCUGCUCCGCGCCGCCAACGCCAACGGAGGAGGAGGGGCCUCAGGGAGCGCGAGCGGCAAGCUGGACGGCCUCGGAGCGCUCGACCCGCUGCUGUACACGCCGGGGUCGGACAGCGAUAGCGGAGUCUCGCACAGCACCACGGACGGAGAGGCCACCCCGACCCACACCCACAGCCACACCCAGCGGAGCGUCGCCACGGCGACCGGCACACCCGCCCACCACCACCACCACCCUCCUACCAAUCAGCACCAGCAGGGGCACCAGAGGAAGGCAGGGGCGGGGUCGGAGGCGGGGCUUCGCGUGGCCAAGCCCAGCCCAUUUAGCGUGGAGUCGCUGCUCUCGGACACGCCUCCCAGGCGCAGGGCGGGGCCAGCGGGGGCGGGGUCAGCGGAGGUCCCGGCGGCGGCACGCAACGGGGCGCUCGUGGGCAAGGGUCACUUCCUGCUCUACCCCAUCACCCAGCCUCUGGGCUUCCUGGUUCCGCAGACGUCCGCUAGAACCGCGCCGGCGCCGCCGCCUGCCGCACAGCGGGCGAACGGAACCGUGUGCCAAACGGAACCCGUAGGUGCCGCGUGCCCAGAGCUGCGGGACGGCGACUCGCCCAGUCGGACAUCGCCUGGCAUCGCCACGGAGACGGACACAUCGCCGGCACUGAAGCCUCCGCCCUGCCCCGCGUCCCCCCCGACCCCCCGACCAGCACUAUCGCCUGCCAUCGCCACGGAGACGGACCCCACGCGGCUAACCCGUGCGUCCCCAAACCCGUCCGAGGGUUCCGCCCGCACCACGGACACCAGCAGCAGCCCCAGCACAGACGAAGAACGGCCCGACGGAACCGAGUUCUUGCAGAAACGGCACCGGGACUGACUCGUAGAACCGCAGCAAGAGAAAGAGAGAAAGACAGAGAGAGAGAGAGAGAGAUCUUAAACAUUCCCAAAGCUGAAGCUGAACUGCUGACUGUUUUUUAUUUUUUUUGAAAAGAAAACCCUCGCCAGCUCAAUUCUUACUCUUUUUAAAGGAUGGAGAGUCUGGGGAGGGAAAGAUUUAUUGUUUUGGGUUCUAAAGGAACAGCAAAAACAACGGGAAUCCUCAAACGCUGUACAGACAUCAAAGAGUUCAAACCUAUUUAUAUAUGUAACUUUUUGGAUAAUAAAACAUAUUGUUAAAUAUACCAA
This is a messenger RNA of Alosa sapidissima (American shad), 2263 nucleotides long. It is a transcript of the gene uncx4.1, whose product is annotated as Unc4.1 homeobox (C. elegans). Gene Ontology annotation, molecular function: sequence-specific double-stranded DNA binding; DNA-binding transcription factor activity, RNA polymerase II-specific. Gene Ontology annotation, biological process: regulation of DNA-templated transcription. The record is from RefSeq and is a predicted model, not a curated record. NCBI's taxonomy places the organism in Eukaryota, Metazoa, Chordata, Actinopteri, Clupeiformes, Clupeidae. Bases 465 to 1955 code for a protein of 496 amino acids. The transcript has 3 exons.